Messenger RNA from Cervus elaphus (red deer), 891 nucleotides. RefSeq names its product eotaxin. The record is from RefSeq and is a predicted model, not a curated record. Gene Ontology annotation, cellular component: extracellular region. Lineage: Eukaryota; Metazoa; Chordata; Mammalia; Artiodactyla; Cervidae. Gene Ontology annotation, molecular function: CCR chemokine receptor binding; chemokine activity. Gene Ontology annotation, biological process: neutrophil chemotaxis; lymphocyte chemotaxis; G protein-coupled receptor signaling pathway. The transcript has 3 exons. Bases 207 to 500 code for a protein of 97 amino acids.
CUUGCUGGAAUCUGUAACAGCAAUUUGGGACCUGCCUUCAUUAUGAUUCAUUCAUGACCCUGGCCAGGCAAAAGCUUCCCUGGAUGCUCCCAUAGACGCUGCGAUGUCUUUAAAAGGCACACAGAGCAGCCAGAGCUGCAGAGAGGCUGAGACAAACUCAGGAACCAGCAGCUGUCAGGCUGACUCUGGAGACCUCGCCCCUCAACAUGAAGGUCUCUGCAGUGCUCCUGUGUCUGCUGCUCACAGCCACCCUCUGCAGCAUCCAGGUGUUGGCUCAGCCAGCUUCUAUUCCAACCAUCUGCUGCUUUAAAGUGACUGGAAAGAAGAUCUCCAUUCAGCGACUGCAGAGCUACAGUAAAAUCACCAGCAGCAAAUGUCCUCUGAAAGCUGUGAUAUUCAACACCAAACAGAACAAGAAAAUCUGUACUGAUCCCCAGGAGAAGUGGGUCCAGAAUGCCAUGGAGUACCUGAACCAAAAAUCCCAAACUUUAAAGUCAUAAAUAUUCACCUUUAAAAAAGAAAAUUCACCUUUUAAAGAGCCUCAAAAGGCUUGGUUCAUUUUCCUGUUCUUCCUAAGAUGUAUUCUGAGAUAAUCACAACUUCAUUCUAAAAGUAAUGGCUUUUAUUUAAUAAUAAUAAUAAUUAAAAAAAAGAAAAGAAAAAGCACUAAGUCGUGUCCGACUCUUGCAAUCCCAUGAACUGCAGCCUGCCAGGCUCCUCUGUCUACAGGAUUCUCCAGGCAAGAAUACUGGAGUGGGUUGCCAUUUCCUUCUCCAGGGUAUCUUCCUGACCCAGGAAUUAAACCCCGACCUCCUGCAUUGCAGGCAGAUGCUUUACCAACUGAGCUACCCAGGAAGCCCCUUAAUAAUAAACCAUGUAUGUUUUAUUUAA